Phragmites australis (common reed) is the source of this 2869-nucleotide messenger RNA. RefSeq names its product protein RDM16-like. The transcript has 6 exons. Bases 61 to 2565 code for a protein of 834 amino acids. The record is from RefSeq and is a predicted model, not a curated record. Gene Ontology annotation, biological process: mRNA splicing, via spliceosome. Gene Ontology annotation, cellular component: U4/U6 x U5 tri-snRNP complex. NCBI's taxonomy places the organism in Eukaryota, Viridiplantae, Streptophyta, Magnoliopsida, Poales, Poaceae.
CAUCCCUCCCUCUCCCCCCCCCCCCCCUUCCACGCAAACCCUAAUCCCCUCCCCCAAGCCAUGGACCGCCACCGCUCCUCCCGCCGCGCCCGCGACGACGACGGCCACCACCGCUCCCGCGACCGGGAGGACGACCGCCACCGCCACCACCACAAGCGCGACGGCGGGGAUGACGACGACCGCCGCCGCCACCACCGCGACAAAGACGACCGCCGCAGCCACCGCCACCGCGACGACGACGACGACCGCCACCGCAGCCGGCGGUCCUUGUCGCCGUCGGAGUCCCCGCAGCCCUCGGCGAAGCGGGACCGCUCGUCGAGCCGCCCGCGGGAGUCCGUUGAGCGCCGGGACUCUGCCGACCGCGAGCCACCGUCGUCGCGGAAGCGGAAGGGCCACGAUGGCGGCGGCGGCGGGGGUGACGAGGCCGACCGCGAAGGGGGCAAGCGGGCCAGGGCUUCCGUGGACCCGCCUCCGCCCAAGGAGGAGAGACCCAGGCGGGAGCGCCGGAGGUUUGAGGAUGUUGAUGCGAAUGGAAAGGAUGGUGAUGAGAGGGGCAAGGGGGGUAAGGAUGCCUCAUCCUAUGACCAGAAGAAUGGGCAGUUAAGAGUUAAUGGUGAUUCACAGAGGGGUGCUGGGCCUAAUGCUGGCUCUCAGCAACCGCUCAAUGCCACACCUGUUGUUGUGGUGCCAUCUUCUGUUCCUGUUCUUUCAAAGGUAUCUUCGAUUAUUACCAACAAUGAAAAUGAGGGAGUUAGUAUUAGAUCUGAUGAGGUUACUGGAAAAUCUAGUACAGAUGGAAGUGCAACCUCAGCUGCUGGCAACAGUAGUAGCCUAUCUCUUGAUGCUUUAGCCAAAGCAAAAAAAGCUUUGCAACUGAAGAAGGAACUUUCAGAAAAACUCAAGAAAUUACCCAUGCUUAAUAAUAAACUUGGUACUAGUAUUACUGAUACACAAGUUUCUAAGAAAGAAGAAACAAAAACUUCUGUAUCAGCUGUAGAAGCUCAGCCCGUUUCUAAAGGAGAAGCAACAACUAAUCUGCCCACUAGUAGUGUCUCUGGGACGCAGGCCACAGCUGGUGCGAUUGGUAUUCCAGGUCUGGCUAACAUUUCCAAUCUGGAUGCUGUGAAGAGAGCUCAAGAGCUUGCUGCUAAGAUGGGAUUCCGCCAAGAUCCACAAUUUGCUCCCCUCAUUAACUUAUUUCCUGGCUCAUCUACUGAGCUAACAGUGCCUCAAAGACCUGCCAAGGCUCCUGUUCUUCGCCUUGACGCUCAAGGUAGAGAAAUUGAUGAGCAUGGAAAUGUUAUCAGCAUGACAAAGCCAAUGAACCUGAGUACUCUGAAGGUCAACAUAAACAAGCAAAAGAAGGAAGCUUUUCAAAUAAUUAAACCGGACUUGGAUUCUCUUGCAAAAUCAAGUGCUCAUUUUGAUGAAAGGAUGGGCAUAAACCAAAACAAGCUCCUCCGCCCUAAAAGGCCAGGAUUUCAGUUCAUUGAGGAAGGUAAACUCUCUAGGCAGGCUGAAUUGCAGAGAAUUAAGAGUCAAUUUGGCGAAGCACAAGCUAAAGAGCUCAAAGUAAAGCAAGCCCAGCUUGCUAAAGCAAAGGCAGAAGUAGACAUGAACCCAAACCUUAUUGAAGUUGCUCCUGGUGUGAGGGCUCCAAAGCAAAAGCAGAAGGAAGAAAUUCCUGACAUUGAGCCAUGGGAUGCCAGAAUUUUACUUUCUGUCACAUAUGAGGAUAUCUCUGUGGAGAAGCUUAAUAUGGACAGGAUCACCAUAUAUGUAGAACAUCCAGAGCCAUACGAUCCACCAGCUGAACCUGCACCACCGCCGCCCCAGCCACUGAAGUUAACUAAGAAGGAGCAGAAGAAGCUCAGAACACAGAGGCGCCUUGCUAAGGAAAAAGAUAGGCAAGAAAUGAUUAGGCAAGGCCUCUUGGAGCCACCCAAACCUAAGGUCAAAAUGAGCAAUCUUAUGAAAGUACUAGGCUCUGAAGCUGUGCAAGAUCCCACGCGCCUGGAGAUGGAAAUAAGAACUGCUGCUGCGGAGCGUGAGCAGGCUCAUGUUGACCGCAACAUUGCCCGCAAGCUCACACCAUCUGAGCGCCGUGAGAAGAAAGAGCGGAAGCUUUUUGAUGAUCCUAACAGCACGGUGGAGACAAUAGUCUGUGUUUACAAAAUCAGAGACCUGUCCCACCCACAGACACGCUUUAAGGUCGAUGUGAAUGCACAAGAGAACCGGCUAACUGGUGCAGCAGUGAUUACGGAUGGUAUCAGUGUCGUGGUUGUUGAAGGAGGGAAGAAGUCGAUCAAAAGGUACAGUAAGCUCAUGCUGAACCGGAUAGACUGGGCAGCUGCAGUUGGUGGUGAGGACGAUGCUGAUGAGGAACCUGACAAGCUGGUGAAUAGCUGUGUAUUGGUCUGGCAGGGUAGCGUUGCAAAGUCCACCUUCCACAGGUUCACUGUACACAACUGCCGGAGUGAGGCUGCUGCUAAGAAGGUUUUCAUAGAUGCUUCUGUUCCUCAUUACUGGGAUAUGGCUGUCAAUUUUUCAGAAGAUUCGUCGUGAGCAAAGCACCUGUUCAUAACCCGGCUAGCUGCUGUGGAUCUUUGCUCUAUCUGCAUAAAAGUGAUGUGUGGCCCGCGUUAUAGCGCAUGUCGGUAAGUCUUGUUAUGAAGUAGUACAAAGCCCUACUACUAUUGCUUAAGACUUUUUGUUGAACUGAGUAGUACCUUGUACUGUCAAUCUGUUGUGAGCAUGUCAUUUCAGAGAUGUUGAUGUUUGUUGCGGGAUUUGCUUAUGUGGCACUAUGUUGCGAGGAACUAUCGAGUUUUGCAAUAUACACUUUCAAAUAAUUCCGUUGCAACAUCUA